AGGAAGAACAAUGAGGUUAUAUCAGUGUACGUUCCAUCACACUUGACAUAUCUUUCUAACAAGAAUAAAAGAGCGGAUUGAGAUCGAAGAACCAGAUGCAACUGUACUGCGGCAGAGCAAAUCGAUCGGUAUGCCGGCGAACGAGCAGAAUGUGAUAUUUGCGCGGGUCGGUUCCGCUGUGUUUUAUGGAUUGUCAUCGUUCAUGAUCACGGUCGUGAAUAAAACGGUGCUGACUACAUUUGAAUUCCCGUCGUUUCAAAUGCUCGGCGUCGGGCAAAUGUUGGCUACGAUCGUGUUGCUGUUCGUCGCAAAGAAAUUGCAUUACGUCGAAUUUCCUAACCUAGAAGCGAAAACCUUUACGAAGAUAUGGCCAUUACCAAUUAUCUACAUCGGCAACAUGGUCUUUGGAUUAGGCGGAACCAAACAGCUCAGCCUCCCAAUGUUCACCGCGCUCAGACGAUUCAGUAUUUUGAUGACCAUGUUCGCCGAAUAUUAUAUCCUCGGAAUAAAGGCGCGCGUUUCCGUUCAGUUGAGCGUCUAUACGAUGAUUCUAGGAGCAGUGGUGGCGGCAUCGAACGAUCUCGCUUUUAAUUUGGAGGGAUAUCUCUUUAUACUGCUAAAUGAUUUCUUCACCGCGGCUAACGGCGUCUAUAUGAAGAAGAAGCUGGACUCGAAGGAGCUUGGAAAAUAUGGAUUGAUGUAUUAUAAUUCUUUGUUCAUGGUUGUUCCAGCAGUUACUAUUGCUUGUUGGAUGGGAGACGUGCGUUCCACUGUGGAAUUUCCACAUUGGGGCAAUGUUUUCUUUGUUGUACAAUUUGGGCUUUCGUGCGUGAUGGGCUUUGUGCUAUUUUAUAGCAUGAUUCUUUGCACCCUGCAUAACUCCGCCCUGACCACUACCAUAAUUGGGUGCUUGAAAAAUAUAUGCGUCACGUAUCUUGGAAUGAUGAUCGGCGGUGACUAUAUAUUUACAUGGCUCAAUUUCAUAGGACUGAAUUUAAGCGUAAUCGGUAGCUUGGUUUACACGUGGGUCACCUUCCGCAGAAAGGAGUCCAGCGAGCACAAAUACUCGCCUCUUUCCGAGGACCAAGUAGUCAAAGCACAGACUGUAUGAUCGCAUAUCGUGAGCUGUUGCACCAGGAACGUUAUCUCAUUCGCUCCCUUCUGUCACAAAGUUCCACGUAGUCAAUGAUCUCGUAGCUAUGUCGCGUUUUUAAUUUUUAAUCAUGGACGUAUUUGCGGUGAGUGAAUUUUCUUUUACCAUUCCUUUUCUAUCCUAUAGUUUUCACUCUUCCCGAUUGUUUGUUUCCUUGUGUCUCGUUGCGAGGGAAUAUUGCGAUAUUGUCCGGUGGAAGGAGACGUGUAAGGACGUAACAAUAAGAGACAACGAGUGUCAUACCAAAGUGAAUAUAUAUCGUUACCGGCUAGAAUGCGCUGUGCCAUAGCGUACCGGUUAGCGGUGAACGCGACCAUUCGCGAUGUAAAGCGUAAUUUGUACAUAUAUACAUACUCGUACACUUAAAAGACGCAGUGUCGUCAUUGUGCGGCAAUGUGUAC
Molecule: messenger RNA, 1554 nt
Organism: Colletes gigas
Lineage: Eukaryota; Metazoa; Arthropoda; Insecta; Hymenoptera; Colletidae
Product: UDP-sugar transporter UST74c
Exons: 1
Coding region: 131-1111 (326 amino acids)
Cellular component (GO): Golgi apparatus
Molecular function (GO): GDP-fucose transmembrane transporter activity; antiporter activity
Source: RefSeq, a predicted model, not a curated record